Lactuca virosa is the source of this 2656-nucleotide messenger RNA. NCBI's taxonomy places the organism in Eukaryota, Viridiplantae, Streptophyta, Magnoliopsida, Asterales, Asteraceae. The record is from the annotation of a GenBank genome assembly.
UGAAUGGCCACCGGUUUUCAGGGGGAGAUUCUAUUUCUAUUUCUAUUUCUUUUUCUUUCUCUUCCACUGUGUCAAACCAAACCAAACAGAUUAUACACACCAACACUUCACUUUCUUUCCAACAAACGAUUUGAUUUUUGUGGUUCUCCUUUACAGAACCUCUCAAGCUCCUUCUAUGGAUGUCGUCCCUCGUCACUGGUACUUCCACUCUACUAAUACCAUACUUCUUUUUAUCUAUUACCAUGCUUUCUGAAAUUAGGCACAUAGAAAGGGCUUGCUAAGAAUUGGAGUAUAAUUUCAAAGUUGGAAGAUGGUUUUUGGAUCUGAAAUGUUCUGAUUCACGAUGGGGUUACUGGAAGUGACGACAUGUUGUAUAACCGAAAGGAUUUUGAUUGAUUUUUACGGAGCAAUAGGCGGGUGACAUGGAUACUUCAUCUGAGUCUGGUUCGCAGACGCAGAGAUCAAUUCCGUCCAUCAUUCCCCGGUUCUCCGGCGAUACUGAUCAUGAUCCCACGGAUAUUAGCUUGAGACAGUGGUUAGACAACAGAGAAAGAUCCAUUGACGCCCUUGAAAACAUGCAUAUAUUUAUGCAGAUAGUAAAAAUUGUGAGCCUCGCACAUUCCCAAGGGCUUAUAGUUCAUAACAUUCGACCUUCCUGCUUUGUCAUGUCAUCAUUUUCUCAUGUAUCGUUUAUCGAAUCUGCUUCCUGCUCCGAUUCAAGUUCAGAUUCUGACCAGGAUGUAUCAAGCAGCCAAACCGAUUCUUACAAGAACUUGCCAAAUGAUUUCCGUAACACGUCAGAAAACAAACAAGUUAUUGUUAAACAAGAAGAAGAAGAAGUAGAAGAAACGAAACAUGUGUUUCCCAUGAAACAGAUUUUACAUAUGGAAAUGAAGUGGUAUACUUCGCCGGAGGAGGCUGCCGGAGGUCCAACUUCUUGUUCUUCUGAUGUUUAUCGACUUGGGGUUCUUCUUUUUGAGUUAUAUUGCCCUUGUAGUUCACCAGAAGAAAAGAACGCAACCAUGUCUACCCUCAAACACCGCCUCUUUCCUCCACAGUUUCACUGCAAGUGGCCAAAAGAAGCCUUCUUUUCCAUGCGCUUACUGCACCCUGAUCCAGCUAGCAGGCCAAAAAUACAUGAAGUGUUACAAAGUGAGUUUCUUAGUGAACCUAAAGAAAAGUUGGAUGAAAGAGAAGCUGCAAUAGAGCUUGAAGAAAAGAUAGUGGAGCAGGAUAUGUUGCUGGAAUUUCUUUUAGAGAUUCAACAGAGAAAGCAGGAAGCUUUAGAUUACUUGCAUAGAGAUGUUACAUUUCUGUCUUCUGAUUUGCAAGAAGUUACAAAUUCUCAAACAUCAAUUAGAAAAAAAGGAGGGUCUCAUUCGGUUUUUGGGGUUUCGCCUUCUGAAAAUGACAAUUCCAGAAAACGCAUAAGAACACAAGAAAAUCAAGAAAAUGGCAUCCCCAAAUGUUCAAGAUUGAUGAAAAACUUCAAGAAACUAGAAUCGGCCUACUUUUCAACUCGACAUAAAACAUCCAAACCAAAUAGCAAUCCGUUCUUGGAGGGACUUUCAAAGUACAUGUCAUACAAUAAUUUAGAAGUGAAGGCAGAGUUGAAACAGAGUGAUCUUUUAAAUUCUUCAAACCUUGUAUGCUCAUUGGGAUUUGAUCGUGAUGGGGAGUUUUUUGCAACAGCGGGUGUAAAUAAGAAAAUCAAAGUUUUUGAAUACGAUUCAAUCUUGAAUGAGAAUCGAGACAUUCACUUCCCUAUUGUUGAAAUCCCAACUAGAUCAAAACUAAGCAGUAUUUGCUGGAAUCGAUACAUCAAAAGCCAGAUUGCAUCAAGUAAUUUUGAAGGUCUUGUGCAGAUUUGGGAUGUCACUCAAAAUCAAGUAUCCGCAGAAAUGAGAGAGCACGCAAGACGUGUCUGGUCUGUUGACUUCUCAGUGGACCCCACAUUGCUCGCGAGUGGGAGUGAUGAUGGCUCUGUUAAGCUUUGGAACAUUAAUCAGGGAGGGAGUAUUGGUACGAUUAAAACGAAGGCGAAUGUGUGUUGUGUUAAGUUUCCAUGUGAUUCUAGUAAUUUUGUUGCAUUUGGGUCAGCAGAUCAUAGAGUAUAUUACUAUGAUCUACGAAAUUUGAGCAUACCACUUUGCACAUUGUUUGGACACAAAAAAACCGUUAGUUACAUCAAGUUUGUAGAUUCAAAAACUCUUGUAUCAUCGUCUACUGAUAACACAAUGAAGCUUUGGGAUUUGUCAGACUGCACAUCUCGAGUUCUUGAUCGCCCACUUCAGUCAUUCACUGGCCAUGUCAACAUGAAGAAUUUUGUUGGUUUAUCUGUAUCGGAUGGCUACAUUGCUACCGGUUCAGAAACAAACGAGGUAUUCAUCUACCACAAGGCUUUCCCUAUGCCUGCAUUGUCGUAUAAAUUCAAGGCCACAGAUCCAAUAUCGGGAAAUGAAGUGGAUAGCAACGAACAAUUCAUUUCAUCUGUUUGUUGGCGAAAUCAGUCCUCCACUUUAGUUGCUGCAAAUUCUAUGGGAAAUAUCAAAAUCUUGGAGAUGGUUUAGUUUUCAAAUUAUACAAGUUUUAGGAUUAGGUUAUAUGCAGAUCUUUGUGUAUAAAACUCAGUAGAGAGGUAAAAACACGGGGGAAA